AUGGCUGUAGCACGAUUUCUAUCACGUGGUGGUGGGUUUCUCAGCCAGCAGGGAGACUCGAGCUUAAAAGAUGUCGGGCUCGAUGCCAUUUGUCCCUCGCAUUACAACAGGACGACUGCUGAUUUCGUGCACCGCUACCUCGCCAAGACCCAACGAAACACGCAGCAGGCCCUCGAUGGAAUGCGACACAAGUCGCUGGCAAUCAUCUGCGAUGCCUCUCCGAAGGCGAAGCACGAUGUAUGGUUGCCAGUCUUCGGGCUUCCAAAUCAUCUCAGUGUCGGUACAUUACAGAGAUUGUCGACAUUGCUACCGAGCGGUGCCACGGCACCUCAGAAGCUGGGGGUGGCAAGCCUGGUGGCCGAGAGCCACACGAAGGCCGUGCUGGCUGAACCCGCGACCAAGCAGGACAAAAAGAAGCUGCCCCUCGCAGCACUUAGGCCCAAAGCACUCAAUGCUCUGAAAGAAGAUCGCUUGGCUGCCAAGCAGGAGCUAAAGGCUGUGUCCAACGNNGGACUUAGCUUGGACGACAUUUUUCCGAGCUGCCCCUGUGCUCCUGUAGAUGCGGAGAACGAAGAACGAGCACACCACACUCUGAAUGAUGAGGUGUUGUCUUUCGUGGUCAAAAGGGAUACCGGGGCGAGCAGAUGGGACACAGUUGUGGAGGGCCAAGGCUGCAACAGCCUCCGGCUCAUACUGUGCCCAGAUCAGGGCGGCCCCUUGUACUCAGCCUACCAAUUCCUCGCACACAACGGUGCCAAUGUGGGAUUUAUUCGCGACGAAUUGCACAAGCUCCACGCUCACAUGGGUCGUGUGACAUCUUGCAGCCCGAUGAUCAAAAGAAUGACACUGUUGAGUGGAUGGCUCUUCAGGGCCAAAAAAAGCCCCUGGAACACCAGCAACUUUGCCUCUACCCUGAAGGAGGCUCAUCAAGAUGAUGUAUUGAUGGAGCUUUUCAGCAGGGAUANNACUAAGCUUCAUAAGUCGAAGAACGGCCUCCCCCACACCUCCGAUGCGAAGCUGAACUUCGAGAGGACAAUUGAUAUCCUGGGCAAGACGAUGAAGUACAACAGCGAGUCCUUCUCGUGGUCUCGAUGGUGUUCGUGGGCCCACACGGCAGUGGGCAAAAACCCGCUGAACAUGGAUGCGAUAAAGAAAGAGAGUGAGUCUAGUCAAGACAAGACUGUGGAGAAGUGUGUCAAGGCACUCAUGGACGAGCUGCUCUUCUCCAUCUUCCGCUUCGCCAAGAAGGUGGUUAUGGACAUCAAGUUUCGCCGGAGCUCCACGUUUCAGACGGUGCUCCUGGAAUGCCUGGGUAUGUAUCUAGCUGCCUGCCACGAACUGCUAGAGUUCUUCCUUUACCUGAGGAGCUGCCCGAACCAAGCUGCUGCAUUGAUUGCUCCGGAUGCAGACUCUGAAAUGAAAGGUCGCAUUUUGAACGAGAUGCGAGCUGAAUGGCAGAUGGUUGUUCGACUUGAGAGCAGCCAGGUGACGGCAUCCGACUUGCACGACAAUUGCCGAUAUGUCUGCUUUCAGAGCUACCGCGAGCUGAUGUCUGUAUGGGAGAAGCAUCAAUGGAAGUUGCACCCAGAGGCCCUCAGCCUCACUUUGGCCUGGAUGCCAGAGGUCGCAUGGUCAUCGAACAUCGAGUCCUUGUUUAAGGAAAUGACAUCGGCAGUCCGCCGGUCGGGUUCAGCAGAUGUGGGCAGUCUCCCCAACCUCAUGGCAGUGGCCAUCCGGGGGCUUCAUCGUCGACUGUGUGUCGGCGAUUCCACGCCUGAGCCUCUCAAGCUCAGUAAAGAAGACUGGGCUGGAGCCCAGAUCCCCGCUUUAAAGGCGAAGAUCUUCAGCCCCACGUCUGCCCCCACGCAAGGGCGGGACCUCGCGAAUGAGAUGCAGUUCUUCUGGGUGCCCGCUUUGCAGCUCACGGAGCUGUCCUACAGCUUCAGGGGCCCCCUGCCCCAGAUGGAGACGGACGAGACCCGAAUCCCCACAGAUGCCGUGUGCAUCGACGAUCCCUUGUCAGAGGGCCAGAGCACCCCUGCACUGACAUUGCAGAUUGGGAGGAAUCUAGUCCAGAAGCUGCUCGUGAAGGCGGACGAGGCCCUUCGACGAUUGAUUUCGAGUCUUGAUGAGGGGUUGUUGGGCACGGCAGACUGUAAAUAUGAAUCCAAGGUGCGGUUUUAUGGCUACACGAUCCACCUGUGCGAGCCCGCACUAGCCGCGAAAUGCGGCACGAACCUCAUCUUGCGACGGGGCUCGCAGGAUUUCUCUUUGAUGGCCUGGUUGGUGGAAUCGAGGCAUAUCAUGAAGCUUACGGUCGCCAACUUGAUGAGUUUCAUGGAAGCCUCGGGCAUCCGAAUGCCGAAGAACACCACAAAAACACAACGCAUCAAGAGAAUUCUGGCAAUGGACAGCAUCCAGAACGAGUGCACAAAAACGAAGAUCGACGAGGUCUUGAAGAUGCUUGAGAAGCAGGAGGAGAGAAGAAAGAAAAAAGAAGAAGAGAAAGCGACCGAGCCGGCUGAAGAGGGCGAGAUCCAGUGGGACGAGCUGGAGGAAGAUGCUGCGACGAAUGCUUGUCGGCAGCUGCUUGUUGGGCAGAUGGACGACGAGGAAGAUGAAGAUGCUGAGGAGGUCUUCCGCUUCGGAAUUGCAUAG
Messenger RNA from Symbiodinium sp. CCMP2456, 2658 nucleotides. The record is from the annotation of a GenBank genome assembly. Lineage: Eukaryota; Dinophyceae; Suessiales; Symbiodiniaceae.